Molecule: messenger RNA, 1269 nt
Organism: Juglans microcarpa x Juglans regia
Lineage: Eukaryota; Viridiplantae; Streptophyta; Magnoliopsida; Fagales; Juglandaceae
Product: LOB domain-containing protein 4-like
Exons: 2
Coding region: 301-819 (172 amino acids)
Source: RefSeq, a predicted model, not a curated record
CCACCUCGACUCUUUCAUGGUCCCUCUAAAUUCUCUUUUCACUCUCAUCUCGUUUCUUUCUCUUUUCCUUUUGUCACAAAGCUGCAGAUCUCUCUCUUCCUUUUGUCUUUCGUCCUCGAUCUACACCUAGAUAGGCUGCAGCUGCAGCAGGCCUUUGUCUUUUGCUUCCUUCCAGUUCCAGGAAGAGUACUGCCUGCCUGCCCUGUAAAAACUAAGAAGCUGACUAGAGAUCACUGUUGGGGGGUGCAGAUCUUCAAGGACACUUACGUACGUUGUUGAGACAAGGUAUAUACAUAUAGCAUGAAGGAGAGUGGCAGGAAAGCAGGUGCCCCUUCACCCUGCGCAGCAUGCAAACUGCUCAGGAGAAGGUGCGCUCAGGAUUGUGUUUUUGCUCCUUAUUUUCCAGCAGAUGAGCCCCAGAAGUUUGCAAAUGUCCACAAGGUGUUUGGUGCCAGCAAUGUCAACAAGAUGUUACAGGAAUUGCCAGUGCAUCAGCGAGGUGAUGCUGUCAGUAGCAUGGUUUAUGAAGCAAAUGCAAGGCUGCGUGACCCUGUGUAUGGCUGCGUUGGGGCCAUAUCCUCUCUGCAGCAGCAGAUUGAUGCGCUGCAGACCCAACUGGCACUGGCUCAGGCUGAGGUGGUGCACCUCCGUCUGCGGCAGACCGCAUCAUUCUCCCCCCAUGGGUUCCACCCCGGUAGCCCAAGCGGUAGCGGCUCACCCUCAUCUAGGCUCAUGGGUUCACAUGUCAAGCCCAUCUUUGACAUGGAUCAUAUGGUGGUGGAUCAGGCCAGCUUGGGAGAGUCAAUGUGGUCAUGCUAGUUUUAAUUAUAUCUAAAAUAUUAAUUAGUCCCCCUAAAUUUUAUCCAUCUGAUAUAUAUCCUCAAUAUACUUGUGCUUGGUAGAAGUAAUUAAUUGCCUUGGCUGCGGUGAUGGCGGUGGUGGUGGUGAUUGGAGCGGUGGCGGAGGCCAUUCGCCCGCUUUGGUUUGAAAUAUGUCUUUUUAUCAUUAAGUUAUAAUAUUAUAUGUAUCUUGUAAAUGUAAUUUUGAUAUAUCUUAGCCAGUUAGUAAAAUUAAUACUAGAUUGAGGACUUGAGAUCAUGCUAUUUGAAUGGAUUGUCCACAGUUAUUACACUAUUAAGAGAUGAUUUGGGUAUGAUUAAUAGCAAGUGAGCAUCAAUGGGUGGCAUUUACUACUGGUUUCAGGAUUGGGUAUGUAAUUUGUUCUUGUGGUUUGGAAAUAUACAAUGACAUGUCAGCUUUUGGAGUGGA